UCAUCCAUAGGGGUGUAAUUACUGAUCUCUCAUCGGUCCGCCACUGUCUGAUUUUCCACCAGUGCUUUCACUGGCGGUCCGUUCAUGUCUUGUUAACGUUACCUGAACGUAUUUAGGUUAUUAUCUUCGAUUUCCCGUGUCAUUAGAAUCACACCCACAUCUCUUAGUGCUACAGCCCAUUCCGCCCCCGACGGGCAGCCAUCUUGUCCGGAGCGGGGACACCGUGUGGACCGGACCGGCACCACCGGGAUAACCGAACUGGCACUGCGACUGCAAACCUGAGCUGGGCAAGCAGCUGGAGAACUGAAAGCCUGGAGCCCUGGCGGGGCCCGUGACAUGAGCCGCUGAUAACGGGGCCCGGUGCCCCGGGAAAGGGGUCCCGGUGAAUAAAGCAGAGCCAGGACCGUGCCAGGCUGCCGGGAUCAUGGCCUCCAACUGCAGUAGCGCCGUCGCCAUUGGCAGCGCCAGCAAAACGAAGACCAAGAAGAAGCACUUUGUAUGUCAGAAGGUGAAGCUGUUCCGAGCCAGCGAGCCCCUCCUGAGCGUGCUGAUGUGGGGAGUGAACCACACGAUCAAUGAGCUUAGUAAUGUCCCUGUUCCAGUCAUGUUGAUGCCGGAUGACUUUAAAGCCUACAGUAAGAUCAAAGUGGACAAUCACCUUUUCAACAAGGAGAAUCUUCCAAGCCGCUUCAAAUUCAAAGAAUACUGUCCCAUGGUCUUCCGGAACUUAAGGGAGAGGUUCGGCAUUGAUGAUCAGGAUUAUCAGAACUCACUGACGCGCAGUGCACCUGUAAACAGUGAGAACCAGGGCCGCUUUGGUUCCCGCUUUCUCACAACAUAUGACAGGCGAUUUGUCAUCAAAACAAUAUCCAGUGAAGAUGUGGCUGAGAUGCACAAUAUCUUGAAGAAAUAUCAUCAGUUUAUAGUAGAGUGCCAUGGGAAUACUCUGCUCCCUCAGUUCCUUGGUAUGUACCGUCUAACUGUAGAUGGCGUGGAAACGUACAUGAUAGUCACAAGGAAUGUUUUCAGCCACCGACUCGGGGUUCACCGCAAGUAUGACCUUAAGGGCUCUACUGUGUCAAGAGAAGCCAGUGAUAAAGAAAAGGCCAAGGACCUUCCCACAUUUAAAGAUAAUGACUUCUUGAAUGAGGGACAAAAGCUUCAUGUGGGGGAGGAGAAUAAGAAAAUCUUCAUGGAGAAACUUAAGAGAGAUGUGGAGUUUCUGUCUGUGCUAAAAAUCAUGGAUUACAGCCUACUAGUGGGCCUACAUGAUGUGGAUCGCGCAGAACAGGAAGAAAUGGAGGUGGAGGAGAGGGCAGAGGAAGAAGAGUGUGAGGAUGGGACAGGGAAUCCUAUCUGCUCAUAUGGGACUCCCCCAGACAGUCCAGGAAAUCUUCUUAACUUCCCACGCUUCUUUGGGCCAGGAGAGUUUGAUCCUUCUGUAGACGUGUAUGCAAUGAGGAGCCAUGACAAUGCACCGAAGAAGGAAGUUUACUUUAUGGCCAUCAUAGACAUCUUGACGCCAUACGAUGCCAAGAAGAAAGCUGCACAUGCCGCCAAAACAGUAAAACACGGGGCUGGAGCAGAAAUUUCCACAGUAAAUCCGGAGCAGUAUUCCAAACGCUUCAUUGAGUUCAUGUCAAACAUCAUUGCGUAGCACUAGUCUCUUCCUCUCUGAAGUCCCCGCCCAGUGAGAUUACAGCCCCAGUGUGUGUGUGUGUGCAUGAGUGAGCUUGUCUGUGCUGCAUGCCCAUCCUGUUUGUGUCACCUACACCAUCUUGUUACAGAUCAGUGACCCUCCUACCCACCCAGUUUUCAAUUUUGUAUUACUAAAUGUAAAGGUCAUGUGUAAGAUGGUCAUAACAGGAGUUCCGUUUCUUCCUGAGUCCAUAAUGUGAGGCAUCCUCACCCUUACUCCCUACAACGUCAUGCACCAUUUGUACUAUACUCGCCUCCGGAAGAUGAGGAACAUUAGUUCUGUUACAAAAUAGCAAAACUUUAAACCCACUGCUAAUUUUUACUUUUGCUGCCAUUGCAGUGGGGAAACAAAGUCCUAAAGUCAGCUGUUACAAUAGUAGUUUAUGAUCCCUUCAAUAAGUUAGUGUCAGUGGUCCCAUUGCUAUAAAAUUGCCCCAGACUAACCGUCCAUAAUAUUUCUGGGGCACUUAAAGGAUUGAAUAAUUUUGUCCUAACUCUCACAAGUCCUGCUAGUUACUGCUAUUUUUUUUCGAGGAGAGGGAGAUUGCUGGCCUUUUAAUUUACAUAUGCAGUCCCUCAAUAUUCAUAUGAAAGCGAAUACAUUGAGAUAAAAGCCGUAUGCUUGCCCUUUAUGUUAAGAUGUUCAUAUAAAGAAGGUGCUGUCAGAAAUAUAUUUUUUUUCAGGCUACAGCAAAGCUAUAACUUUGUAAUCAGGCAGAUGUUCAGUAAUGCUGUUCUAUUGGUUAAGCCCAGUGCAUCUGGCCACAAUUACGAGGAUGCCCUCCAAGUACUGCCUUGAUUGGAUAGCAGUUGUUCAUUGCGCAAGUAUGGGGCACUAGAAAACUUCUCACAAAAAGCACUGUUAUGUCCUGUUACAAUUACUAUUUUUUUUUUUUACAUUAAAUUAUUCUCUUUCAUAAAAUAUACAAUUUGUUGAGGUUGAAUGUAUCCCUGUAAAUAGUCCCAGCCAAUUAAAGAGUAGCGCACAGCUUACUUAACCAACAUUUUCACUGACUGACUGGAAUUCCCUUCACUGGAUACAUCAGACAGAUUUGUUGGUAUAGUAAAAACAGAUAACCACCUCUGUAACAAAUGUGAAAAGAUCUGGAAUCUAUCUGUACAGUGCUCUAAACUGACACCUUUUAACAGGUUUCACUAAAUAUGUAGCACACGCUAGAUUAUCUUUACUAGGAACAAAUAGGCUCCAGCACACAAGUGCUUGCAGCAACUCCUACAUCCAGUAUUUAUGUUCUGCAGUUUGAACUGUUGCCAUAACCUUCCUCUUCAUACUAUAAAAUUGCAAAUUUGUUCUUAAAGAAUCAGCCACCUAUUUGCCAGGUAUUUAGCUGAUUUAAUAUGAGUGUUCUGUAAUCUGUUUACAUAUAAGAUAGCAUUCUGUUACAAAUGCUAAUUGUUUUAGACAGUAUUGUUUUAUUAACUAAAUGUUAUGUUUUUUUUUUAAGAAAAAAGGGAUUUUUUUGCAUUUAUUUUAUUUGAAUCUCUUCUACUAGGUCAUCUUUUACUCCUGAAUAUAUGUAUUUAAGAAAACUAUUAAUCAUGGUUUAUAUGGAUGUCAGUUACUUUUUUAUGAUGUCAGAUUUGUGGUGUGAAUGCUGGUGAUCCUUAAAAUAGAUGGCUUUGGAGGUUUCUUAAUAUUGACUAGGGCAGUAUUUGCAAUAGAUUAAGAUGAAUGGGAAAGAUCUAUCUACAUGUUUAACAUCUGGUAGUAACACAUUGUGCUACAAGUGAUGGGAACAUUCUGAAGGUUUCCACAAACAGCCGUUUGCCAAAUUUUUUUCUCUCCAUCAAUUGUAAGACUUGUUAAUAAAGUGUGUGUUUUUGUUUGUA
Messenger RNA from Bombina bombina (fire-bellied toad), 3546 nucleotides. It is a transcript of the gene PIP4K2B, whose product is annotated as phosphatidylinositol-5-phosphate 4-kinase type 2 beta. The transcript has 10 exons. Gene Ontology annotation, biological process: phosphatidylinositol metabolic process. Bases 425 to 1657 code for a protein of 410 amino acids. NCBI's taxonomy places the organism in Eukaryota, Metazoa, Chordata, Amphibia, Anura, Bombinatoridae. Gene Ontology annotation, molecular function: phosphatidylinositol kinase activity. The record is from RefSeq and is a predicted model, not a curated record.